AUGUCAGGGUCCAAUCAGGACUCGGGGCAGGAGAGCUCCAACAGGUCGAACGAUUCCCCCCCGUCGGCCAUGGCCAACUCUCCCUUCGCAGACCCUUCACCACCGCAGUCGCAAGAGCAGCAGCAGCAGCAGCAGCAGCAGCAGCAAUCUCAGCAACAGCAGAAGCUUCAGACCCCUCCUCUGUUGCACCCGCAAUCUGCUACGCCUCAAGCACGAAAAGAGAAGAAGCGUGUGGGCUUUCAAGGCGACAAUAGGCCGCCUAGUAUUGUUAUCGACGACGACUACUUCUCGCAAACCAUGUCACCCGAGCCGAACGCUAACCCCUUCGACACGCCCAGGCGAGAUGUUCCCGCCGGCGCCCCAGACGCUGGUGAAUUGCGUCGUGCUCUGACCCAAGUGCUUAUUUCAGAGAAUCAGGAGGAAACGCCCCGCAGACCCCGGCCGGCCCUCCGCCGGAACACCAGCUACGAUGCUCCCGAGGAGAGAGAAAAGGCUGAUGCCGCCGAGCGUAGCACUGGUGAACGACAGCAGCGAUCUGGAUUGGAGGCCCGCCAGCGUGCCGAUAGGUUGGCCGUGAGUAUCGAAAACUACUCGUCGCCGCCCUCUCGGCAGAACUCAUUGAAUGCGGCAUACAACCCAUUCAGCGAUGACACAGAUGAAGGCCUGGAUCGUGUCGGUGGCAUGAGCACUGGCGUGGACGCUACCAAUAGCUCACGUCGCCGAACCAAGACACGUCCUAGGAAAAAUUCCCACCUCGCUGCCGAGAACCUUGUACGGUCUCAUACUCAGCGCUUCAAGAAGGGGAACAAGGCCCCCAAUGACUACUUCAAGUACCAACCACCACCGGGAGCUCAGUCGGGCACGGCAACGCCAACCCUGGAGCAGUCUUAUGCCCACGAUUACGUCCCCCCUCCCAAGCAGUAUCACGGCGGUAUUCUUUCAUCGUUGCUCAAGUUAUACAACGAGAAUGGUAGUGAGGGAAGCAGUGGUCGCAACACACCCGGUGGUGCCACGCCCAACCACUCGCCGCCCGGAUCCAUCCCGGCCUCUGCACCCCCCUCGGCCCCGCCAUCGGCUCCGGCUUCGCCUCGUCCAUCGCGGCCCAGCAGCGGCCUGUUCAACUACCACAAGGCCCAAGGCUCUAGAUCCUCCAUGGCCUUGACAGAGUUGCUCAAGUCGUCUUCUACCAUGAUGGCGCCUGGCUCCAGCGGCUUUUCUGCUGGCUUUUCAGAAAAGAUCAAGCAAGAGGCCCCCAAGCCUAAGAAGCGCAAGUCGGGCGUCUGGGGCGGCUCAUCGCCCAAGUCCAAGUCUGAGGAUAAGAUCCGCAUCACAAAGCACAUUGCCCAGAUUCUCUCUAGACAUAAGUAUCUGGUGAAGCUGUGCAGAGCGCUGAUGAUGUACGGUGCCCCAACUCAUCGUUUGGAGGAGUACAUGAAGAUGUCGGCGCGAGUCCUCGAAAUCGAGGGCCAAUUUCUUUACAUCCCAGGAUGCAUGAUCAUUAGCUUCGACGAUAGCGCCACCCAUACCACCGAGGUCAAGAUCGUCCGUUCAGUCCACGGAGUUGAUCUCGGCAAGCUACGCGAUGUCCACGACAUCUAUAAGCGAGUUGUCCACGACCUAAUCAGCGUUGACGAGGCCACCAUUAUGCUCGAAAACAUCAUGGAUCGAGGCAUCAAAUUUAACAACUGGAUGAGAGUGCCUGUGUACGGCCUUGCGAGCGCAUGCGUCGCGCCCUUCGCCUUCCAGGGUCGAUUCAUCGAUCUACCGAUUGCUUUCAUUCUCGGAUGCAUCCUCGGAUGUAUGCAGCUGAUUCUCGCCCCCAGCAACGAACUUUACGCCAACGUGUUCGAAAUCACCGCUGCUAUCGUCACAUCGUUCCUGGCUCGAGCAUUCGGCUCCAUUAAUAACGGAAACCUCUUUUGCUUCUCUGCCUUGGCUCAGAGCUCUAUCGCCCUGAUUUUGCCUGGAUACAUGGUUCUCUGCAGUAGUUUGGAGCUGCAAAGUCACAAUCUUGUGGCCGGCAGCGUGCGCAUGGUUUACGCCAUGAUUUACACGCUUUUCCUGGGCUACGGCACCACCAUCGGAACGGCGCUGUACGGUAUGAUCGACAGACACGCCGAAUCGAGGACCACCUGUCAGAAUCCCCUCAACAGGCAGUGGUACCUUCUCUUCGUCCCAGGCUUCACCCUGUGUCUCUGUAUCAUCAAUCAGGCGAAAUGGAAGCAAAUGCCUGUCAUGAUCGCUAUCUCACUAGCCGGCUUCCUCGUCAACAACUACUCAUCCGACUUCUUCGUUGGCAACCCGCAGAUCUCGAACAUGCUUGGCGCCCUCACGGUCGGACUGCUCGCUAACCUCUACUCCCGACUUGGACGCCACGUGCAUAAUCUCUUCCUCGACUUCCUCGACUGGUUCGACCUCCGGAUAAAGCCUCGGUUCAUCAGUGCCAGCCGCCGCCGCAACGAGCGGCCUCGGCCAGAUAUGUACCAAAUGUCUGGCCAGCGUACUCCAAGCGGCAUUCACACCCCCGAAGAGUCUGCCCCCACGACGCCGACGUCCGCGGCAUUUUCAGAAAAACCUGCCGAAGAGGCACCACCAGAGCGCAGGCGCACAAUUGGAUACGGUCUAGCAGCCGCAGCGAUGCUGCCCGCUAUCUUUGUGCAGGUGCCCAGUGGUAUCGCCGCUGGCGGGUCCCUUCUUGCAGGAGUGACGUCAGCGGAUCAGAUUACUAACAAUAACGGUACCGCCACGGCGGACACCUCCGGCAUCAGCAACUCUGCCUUUGCCGUUCUUCUGAGUGUUAUCCAAGUUGCCAUUGGCAUUACUGUGGGCCUGUUCCUCAGUGCUCUCAUGGUUUACCCCUUCGGAAAGCGGCGCAGUGGCUUGCUUAGUUUCUAA
Molecule: messenger RNA, 2895 nt
Organism: Colletotrichum truncatum
Lineage: Eukaryota; Fungi; Ascomycota; Sordariomycetes; Glomerellales; Glomerellaceae
Product: pheromone-regulated membrane protein
Biological process (GO): transmembrane transport
Molecular function (GO): transmembrane transporter activity
Source: RefSeq, a predicted model, not a curated record